AUGUAUGAUGUUGGUGCGAAAAAAGGAACAGAUACGCAACAGAUAGCGAAACUGGGUGCGGAAGGCGAAGUGGUGGUUGAACCGGAUGACCGGCAGGGUGACCAGCCGGUUGUCCCUGGUGGCUGUUCUUCGCCUGAAAUUCGCUUCCCUGCACAUACUAGUCUAGGAUGGGAUCCCAUUGUAGGCACUGUUGUUCCACCCGAUGAAUUUUGGGAUAAGGCUACCAGAAAUGUAAAGAAGUUUAGGACAAAAAUAUUUGAGUAUUUCCAACAAAUGGCGGAAAUUAUUGAAAAUUGUUGUGCCACAGGGGCCUUGUCUCGUGCAUCCACACAAGGAGCCCUUGACUCAGAUGAAGAAGAUGAAAUGCUAAAUAAAUUUUGGAACCCUGAAGUUGGUGGGAGUAAUGCUGCUGAAGCCAUUCCUGUUAACUUAUUCAGCGAUGAGUACAUGGAUCUAGAGAAGGGCAAAAGUUACAAGAGGGGCCCUACAAGCAGCCAGACUGACAGUGGUCGUUCAAAAAAGUCACGGUCAAGUGGGUUCGAUGAUGUGUGCACAGCUUUCACAUCCUACGUACAGGCAAAAACAGAACAUUCACAUACACGAGAAAAUGAGACAGAGGCUGUAAGUGCAGGUAGUGAUAAGUAUUCCCUUGAUGCAUGUCAAGAUGCAUUGCUAGAGCUUGGGGACAUACAACCGGUGUAG
Messenger RNA from Camellia sinensis, 702 nucleotides. The record is from RefSeq and is a predicted model, not a curated record. Lineage: Eukaryota; Viridiplantae; Streptophyta; Magnoliopsida; Ericales; Theaceae.